UCAAUGGUCCAGCCGCCGAGCCCACCUGCCGACUCCCUCUCAUCUCAUCUGCAAGCCCCUUCCACAGUACUCCCCCCGAAAACGGUUCACCCGCAUUAUAAACGGCCCGUCAACUCCUUCUCACUUCGUUCCACACAUUCUUGUGUCACUCGGUGCAACCUCGCCAACCCAGCAGCAAUCGAAACAGUUGACCAUCGCCCGCCACGAUGAAGGCCGCCAGCCUUUAUUUCGCGCUCAGCGCGGCGCAAGUAGCAAUCUGUGCCCCAGCGCCGGGUGUGUCGACAGCCCGUCAGAACAACGCCCCGAACGCUGUAGCCGCUCGCAGGUCCUGGACGACGUACCUCGACGAGAACGAAGCAACUGGGAGAGACAGGCACGAUCCUAUCGGUCGACCGGACUUGCUCCCCCCUGCUUAUGGCGGCGACUCAGAGCCCCCGUUGUCGAAGCACAAGAAACCCAAUCCGGGGUCCCCGCGGCCGGGCCGGCAACCACCACUGAUCGACCUGAGACGUGUCCCACACCCAGCUCGUGACGAGGAUGAUGGUUUAGAACUGCUGGACGUGGGAGGUGCCGGCGGCUCGCCUCACUCUGGCAUGCCGUCCCACCACGCCCGAUCUUCGCGCGAACGCAAUGAUAUGCUUGUUGUUUUGGUCGCGGUAGCCUUUAUGGUGGCGGUGGUCGUCAUGGAGACAUGGGGCAGCCUUUUUCGGAGACAAGGGGUUAUUCGAAACGAGGAAACCGCAAAUCAAGCGCCUGUCUCGAUUCGAGCAAUGCCUGAGGAUCAGAUCGGGAUAGGGGACGAGAAGCGUCAUGUAUAGGGCGACGAGACGCGCAGGCACCUAGACCAACGUCUUACCAUUGCUUUUUCGUUUUCUCUAUGAGUCCCACCUUUUCCCACUCGACGUGUGGUAUUUCAGCGACGUUAAUAGGGCGGCAUUACAGACGGUCAUUCUGAGAU
Parathielavia appendiculata is the source of this 958-nucleotide messenger RNA. RefSeq lists its product as uncharacterized. The record is from RefSeq and is a predicted model, not a curated record. NCBI's taxonomy places the organism in Eukaryota, Fungi, Ascomycota, Sordariomycetes, Sordariales, Chaetomiaceae. The transcript has 3 exons. The coding region runs from base 207 to 818 and encodes 203 amino acids.